This is a messenger RNA of Choloepus didactylus (southern two-toed sloth), 1716 nucleotides long. RefSeq names its product BPI fold containing family B member 1 (gene BPIFB1). The transcript has 16 exons. Gene Ontology annotation, molecular function: lipid binding. The record is from RefSeq and is a predicted model, not a curated record. The coding region runs from base 111 to 1631 and encodes 506 amino acids. Lineage: Eukaryota; Metazoa; Chordata; Mammalia; Pilosa; Megalonychidae.
CCAAGUGAGGUCCAGGGAUCCCCGGUUACAAGAGAGGGAAAGCUUAACAAGAAGGUGACAUCUGGGCAAAAAGGCAAGGGCAAAGCCACAAACCCAGGAGUGAAGCAGGCAUGCUCUGGGAACUUCGAGCAGCUUGGAAUGGCUGGAACUGUAUAAAGCAAGAAGGGGAAAGUAGCAGGAAGAUGGCCAGCCCAUGGACCUUUACCCUCCUCUGUGGUUUGCUGGCAGCCACCUUGGUCCAAGCCACCCUCAGCCCCUCUGCAGUUCUCAGUCUCAGCUCUGAAGUCGUCAAAGACGGGCUGACCCAGGAGCUAAAGGACCACGACGCCAUCAGCAUCCUCCAGCAGCUGCCAUUGCUCCGCGCCGUGCAGGAGGAGGAAGCCAACAGCCGCUCUGCGCUGGGCGACGUGCUGACCUCCAUCCUGAAACAAAUCACCUGGCUGAAGGUCACCUCAGCCAACGUCCUCCAGGUGCAGGUGCAACCUUCAGCCAAUGGCCAGGAGCUGAUUGUCAAGAUCCCUGUGGAUAUGGUGGCCGGAUUCAACACGCCCCUGGUCAAGACCAUCGUGGAGAUACAAAUGGAGGCCGAGGCCCAAGCCCUCAUCCGAGUGGAGACCGACGAGCAGGGCCACAGCCGCCUGGUCCUCAGCGACUGCUCCAACAGCCACGGGAGGCUGCGCAUCAGCCUGCUGCACAAGCUCUCCAUUCUGGUCAACUCCUUAGCAGACAAGGUGAUAAGCCUCCUGGUGCCAGCUCUGCCUAAACUGGUGAAAAGCCAGCUGUGUCCCUUGAUCGAGACAACCUUCGAGGAAAUGGGUGCAGACCUCCUGCGCCUGGUGAGGGCGCCUGUUCCUCUGGGCUCUGGCCAACUGGUGUUCGACCUUCUGUCUCCUGACAUCAAGGAUGGUGUCAUCCAGCUCAACUUAGGGGCCAAGUUGUUAGACUCACAGGGAGAGGUGACCAACGAGUUCAGUAAUUCUGCAGCAUCCCUGAUGGUGCCUGCUCUGGACGGCACCCCUUUUAGCCUCGUCGUGAGACAGGAUGUGGUGAAUGCUGCAGUGGGCACUUUGCUCCCUCCAGAAGAACUCGUGGUCCUGUUGUACUCUGUGCUUCCUGAGCUGGCCCAGCAGCUGAAGUCAAGCAUCAGGGCGAUCAGGGAAGAGGCUGCGAAUCAGCUGGGACCCACGCAGAUCGUGAAGAUCCUAACUCAGGAGACACCCGAGCUCCUUCUGGAUCAGGGCAGUGCCACGGUGGCCCAAUUGAUUGUGUUGCAGGUGUUCGCUACCAGUGAAGCUAGCCGCCCCAUCUUCACCCUGGGCAUUGAAGCCAGUUCAGAGGCUCAGUUUUACACCAACGGGGACCAACUUAUGCUCAACCUAAAUGAAAUCAGUUCUGAUCGGAUCCACCUGUUGACCUCGAGUAUUGGCCUGUUCAACACUGAACUUCUGAAAGACAUCAUCACUGAAAUCCUCGACUCCAUCCUGCUGCCAAAUGAGAACGGCAAAUUAAGAUCUGGGGUCCUGCUGUCGAUAGUGAAGGCGUUGGGAUACGAGGCAGCUGCCACGUCUGUGACGGAGGAUGCUAUUGUGAUCACCCCGGCUGCCCCGGACCACUUUCUUCUGUCCCGGUGAAGACAGGCACGGUGGGCAUCCAGGGCAGGCCGUGCGCAAGCUCUGUAGGCUGUGCCUCUCUGCAAAAAAAAUAAAAUAAAAUAAA